CGAUGAUCACACUCUUUGUGGCUCUUUACUCUCUGCUUUGUCUCUGCACAACUGUAAAACCUUCUGACUUCAAACAGCUUCACAUAAAAACGGUAAAACAUGGACAAGAUGUAACUAUGGAGUGUGACAUUAGUGGGAUCACAAAAAAAAAUACUUUAGCUUGGUACAGACAGAGUUUUGAAAAAGUGCCUCAGGCUAUUGCAAGAUGGUACGGAGCAAAUAAUUACACAACUGUUGAUGGAUUUAAUGAUAACCGCUUCAGUGUUACUGUAAAUAAACAUAAGUUUGAUCUCAACAUUACUAAAAUAAAAGAAGAUGAUAGAGGAGAAUAUUUCUGUGGAUAUGUGGAGGGAAAUACACUAAUUUUUUUUUCUGGGGCCGAUCUGCAGUUUGAAGGUGAAGAGAUGAAACCCUGUCCUACACCUGGAACACUUAACAAGAACACACACUCAGUUACACACCAGGGUUCAAACAGCAGAGAUGGAGAAGGUGCUUCAUCAAACAACCAUCAAACUCCCACCAAUCAGGCUAAUGAUGAAGAUGUCUUGAACUAUGCAGCCGUGAGUUUUGCUAAGAAACCUUCAUCCUCCAGAACAUCCAGAGACACGAGCCAUCAAGAUGUUUAUGCACAAGUUAACAUAAAUAAAUAGCAAGAAAAUUUAGAUAAAAAAAAGAAGUUUAACAAAGUAUUUUACUCAGGAAGGAAUGUCUUAUAUCUUAAUUAGGUCAGCUUUUUAUUGUUGUGAGUGUUGUUGCUGUUUUCAUGGUAACUUUUACAAUAAUACAUUUUAUUAAAUAAGGAAUGCCUAUUUUUUAUUUUUAUUUUUUUUCAUUUAAUGUUUUUUGUUGUUGUUGUCCUAUGGGAUUUUUGUAUAGAAGCCAAAUAUGGUAAAGAAAGUAAUUUAAAGUAUAUAGAUAUUUUGUACUCAGUGUAUAAGAAAAGGGUCACAAAAUGGUGCCUUUUCUUGUCUGCCUUCAGGCCAACAUUAGGUUUGCUCUCGCCCAUUGUGUAGCUUUCACCAGAUGGCUGAUAACUUUUUAAAGUUGUAACUGCCUUUCCUGAAAUGUAUAUCAUGAUUUAUAAGGGAGCCAUUUUUCUACAUCAUGUUCUUGUCCACAACUGCAACCAGCUUGGUGGAUUCGCCAGACAUUUCUACCAAAUACAGUCACUGUGAAAUAUCCUUGGGGUUCAUGAAAAAAGAGGAUUUUUUUCUAUUGUUGUUUCCAUUAAUUCUUCUUUUAUGGUGAAUUUUAAA
Molecule: messenger RNA, 1256 nt
Organism: Clarias gariepinus (North African catfish)
Lineage: Eukaryota; Metazoa; Chordata; Actinopteri; Siluriformes; Clariidae
Exons: 5
Coding region: 3-650 (215 amino acids)
Biological process (GO): response to bacterium
Source: RefSeq, a predicted model, not a curated record